Rhipicephalus microplus (southern cattle tick) is the source of this 2195-nucleotide messenger RNA. RefSeq names its product protein limb expression 1 homolog. NCBI's taxonomy places the organism in Eukaryota, Metazoa, Arthropoda, Arachnida, Ixodida, Ixodidae. The record is from RefSeq and is a predicted model, not a curated record. Gene Ontology annotation, biological process: autophagosome maturation. Gene Ontology annotation, cellular component: cytoplasm.
GAGCGUCUGCAGCGUUCUGCGGUCCGUGCCUGCGACAGGAAACAUCUGUCGGCGGCGGCGCAUCUGUGUGCUGUGUGUUUUGGUUCGUUUCGAACAAGGGACUGCUCCAAGAAGAGAAGUGCGUUUCCUCUCACGUGCGUGGUGUGCGCGUCUCUUUUUCUCUCACGGCAUGAUGCGCGCGGCUGCCGCGGGAUUCGGAUGGAGCAGCGCGUCUGACGCCGAGACGGCGACGACGUCGUGCGGUGCCAGCGGUGGUCGCCGAGGCGGCGGAUCGUCGACGUCUUCGACCUCGGCCCAGCAGCGUGACGCCGCCGACCAGCGCGCCAAGGCGAUGCUUCGCGAGGCGGUGGACGCCGUGGUGGAGAGCUUCGCCCGAGGCCCCCAGGGCUGCAGCCGAGUGAAUGUGGUGGAGGCCCUGCAAGAGUUCUGGCAGAUGAAGCGUCCCGGCGAGCCGGUGACGUACGAGCUCGUUCCUUCGUGCAGCCCCCCAUAUGUGUGCUACGUUACGCUGCCGGGGGGCAGCUGCUUUGGAAGCUUUCAGAAUUGUCCGACCAAAGCAGAGGCCCGUCGCAGCGCAGCCAAAAUUGCCUUGGUCAACUCGGUGUUCAAUGAGCACCCCAGUCGCCGCAUCUCGGAUGAAUUUGUGGCCCAAGCAGUGCACGAUGCCAAGGCCUCGUUUGCUUCACCUUCUGGCCCACCCACGAUGCAGGGAAGCCAGGGCGUGGAGGCGUUCCGCUUCAUGCUUGAAGCAAACAGAGGGCGCACCAUGCUCGAGUUUCAGGAGCUGAUGAGCGUCUUCCAGCUGCUGCACUGGAAUGGCUCGCUGAAGGCAAUGCGCAAGCGCCAGUGCUCGCGCCAAGAGGUGCUUGCGCACUACUCUCGCCGGCCGCUUGACGACGAGCUGCGCACCCAGAUGGCGCUCGACUGGGCAGCACGCGAACGCCAGCUGGGGCCGCCGGGUCGCGUAGCGGCCGAGGCGGCGGCCGCUCGUGCCGAGCUCGAAGCGGCACGCCUCGCCGGUCGCGAGUUGCGCUUUCCACUCGAGAAGCAGCGCAUCCUGGCGAUGGCGGCACGCAUGAGUAGCGAUGGCCCGGCCGUACUGUCGAGCCCUUGAUUGGGGAGCCUGUGACGGCUUGCACUUAAUUCAAGAUAGAGAGAGUGACUUCAGCUGGACUGUGCAUUCAUUCCCCGUGCUGCUUGCACUGUUCGUCGAUGUAGGGGGGCCAUCAAAGUGCCAAACGACCCCUAGUUUCUAAGCGUGGGCAGCAGCAGGAACCACAACUGCCUUCUGCUGGCUAGUGGCACCCGACAGCCCUCUUCUCAUUGAAGGGCUGAAGUGUUGUCUGAUCUCCACUGCCAAUCACCCGAUGCAGCGUCGUCCCUGGUGUGAAGCUGGUUAGUGAAUGCCGCCAUCUUGUUCGUUUAUGUGCCUUUUAGCUUUUACUUAUCAAUGAGCUGUGGUUGCUAUAGGGGUUGGUUGUGGGCUUGUGAUGAGCUUUAGUACCCCUCUUUUUUUUAUGUCUGUGUCCCACAUCAUUGCAGAAGACUUAGUAAAAAAUGGUGAGUGUCUGCAUUUAGAAAGCUCGAUACAGAACAGACAAAAAGAACAAAUGUUGUCAUUGCCUAAUUUUACGGAGUCUGAACAUCCUAUGUGAUUUAAUGUCUACAUUCAAGUACACACGUGUUCAAAAUGGGCUAAGGUGAGAGAGGAUACACCGCUUGCUUAAGUUAUCUGCCACAGUUGUAUUGAGACACAUGCAAGAAGGUAUGCUUCGUACUGGUCAUGUUUGCAGUAGUAUCCUUUAAACUGUUCGUUUUAUUGAUCAUAUUCAGCCAAGCUUUGGAAUCUAGACCUGUUACCAUCUAGUAACUAGCUUGGCCAUCUUGCAAACUUCAGCGGAUGGAAACAACUUCAAGUGCCCCACAAUAAGUGCCUCAUGUAGCUAAGUGCCAACAGAAUCAUCAAAUCCGAACAAUCUUAAGCUAGGAAUCCACUAAUGCAACCACUUAUUUUCUUGUAUUUCAUGUGCCAACUCAAAUGUGGUGAACCUUGCUAUCUAAAGCAGACUAAGUAAGGCUACACCUCAUCGCACCAGCUUGACGCAGGGCUCUGGAGGCAAGAGUUUAUGUUGGCCGAUUGGAAGCAAGAGUGAGAAUGGGAGAGGGCUCGUCUGUUUAUUAAUGUCAUUAACUCU